GCUAAACGCCAACUUCGCAAAUUACUUAGAUCUGGAGUGGAAGGGCCUUGUGUUUUGGGAAGGGAGAAACCAAAGUUAUUAGUGUUCUUGUGGUUGUACAGAACUAAUAUUUGGUAAUGUCUUAACGUGAAGGAUGUUUCAAACAAAUUACUUCAAUUUUUAUUUUGAAAUUAUUAAGGAAAAAUAGUUCUGAACAUUGCGAGUCAGUGUGAGUGUGAAGCUGAAAAUUUUACUUAUUACAAAAUAUUGGCCAUUCGAAACCCAAACACAAAAUACGACAGUCUAGAAAGGCUGUGGCAUUGACUAGUUCAUGAAAAUGGCUGAGGUGGAUCCCGAAACUUUGUUAGAAUGGCUAAAUAUGGGCCAAGGGGAUGAAAGAGAAAUGCAACUUAUUGCUUUAGAGCAACUAUGUAUGUUGCUUUUAAUGUCUGACAAUGUUGAUAGAUGUUUUGAAAGCUGUCCCCCACGCACGUUUCUUCCAGCACUUUGCAGGAUAUUCCUGGAUGAAUGUGCACCAGACAAUGUACUAGAAACAACAGCAAGAGCUAUUACUUACUAUCUAGAUAUAUCUGCUGAAUGCACUCGUCGUAUUGUUGCAGUUGAUGGUGCUAUUAAAGCAAUGUGUAACCGAUUAGUUGUUGCUGACGUUUCUUCUCGAACUAGCAAAGAUCUUGCUGAACAGUGUAUAAAGGUAUUGGAACUUAUUUGUACAAGGGAAGCUGGUGCUGUAUUUGAAGCAGGUGGUUUAAAUUGUGUACUCUCCUUCAUCAGAGAUAAUGGGUCAUUGGUUCACAAAGAUACUUUGCAUUCAGCCAUGGCUGUGGUUUCACGUUUGUGCGGAAAGAUGGAACCACAGGAUUUCUCUCUUCCUAGUUGUGUUGAAGCCCUUUCUUUACUUUUGAAGCAUGAAGAUAGCCAUGUAGCAGAUGGAGCUCUUAGAUGCUUUGCAUCUCUGGCAGACCGAUUCACACGACGGGGUAUUGAUCCAGCUCCUUUGAAUGAUCAUGGUCUGGUGAGACAGCUGCUAUCACGAUUAUCAAGUGCAGCCAACUCUGCUUUCACUCAAGCUGUAAGUGGUACUCCUGGUGGGCCAGCAAAUGCAACGCCAGAGAGUAAAUCUUCAACAGGUGUUUCAACGAUUAUCAGUCUUCUUUCUACUCUGUGUCGUGGUUCUCCUAGUAUUACCCAUGACCUCUUGAGAUCUGAGCUACCAGAUGCAAUAGAAUCAGCUUUAAAAGGAGAUGAAAGGUGUAUCCUUGACACUAUGAGACUUGUGGAUCUUCUUCUUGUAUUGCUGUUUGAAGGGAGGAAAGCACUCCCAAAGGCUGGUGUUACAUCUGUUGCAAGUCGUCUUCCAAAUCUUCGGCGGAUGGAUAGUGCCGGUGAACGCACACAUCGACAGUUAAUUGAUUGCAUUCGUAGUAAAGACACUGAUGCCCUUAUUGAUGCCAUUGAUUCUGGUGGUAUCGAAGUGAACUUUAUGGAUGAUGUGGGACAAACAUUAUUAAACUGGGCAUCAGCUUUUGGAACACAAGAAAUGGUCGAAUUCCUGUGUGACCGUGGUGCAGAUGUGAACAAAGGUCAACGGUCAUCAUCUCUUCAUUAUGCAGCAUGUUUUGGCAGACCUGGCGUGGCUAAGGUACUUCUGUGUCAUGGUGCUAACCCAGAUUUGAGAGAUGAAGAUGGUAAAACCCCAUUAGAUAAAGCAAGAGAACGUAAUGAUGAAGGCCAUAGGGAAGUUGCAGCUAUCCUUCAGUCUCCAGGUGAAUGGAUGUGUCCUGUUGUUGAAGGUAGCCGUAAUAUCGAUAAGAAGACACAAGAACCCGAGGAAGAUAGCGAACCCAAAGGUGACCCAGAGAUGGCUCCUCUGUAUCUACGUUCUCUGUUGUUGGUUUUUUGUCAAACAUUCCAACAUUCGAUGUUAAGAUCUGUGAGGUAAAUUAGAAUACAAAUAAAAAAAAAAAGUCUCAAUCAUAACUUAGGUUCAUGUUUGUUAUUAGUUGAAGAUGAUGAUGGUUACUUAAUAGCUUUACAAAUGAUUCAAGACCUGAUGAUGAAAGGAUCAAACAUAUUCCUAGAUCAUUUUGCACGCCUGGGAGUAUUUAGUAAAGUAUUAGUUCUUGCCGGGCCACCAGAAGUCUAUGAGGAUGAUAAAAUGAGAAACAGGGAGGAAGGGGAUGAUGAUGAAAUUACCAUGGAUGAUGCCCGAGAAAUACUUCCUGGAAGACCGUAUCAUUGGCGAGAAUGGAGCAUUGUGAGGGGUAGGGAUUGUUUAUAUCUCUGGAGUGAUGCAGCUGCUCUUGAAUUAUCCAAUGGGAGCAAUGGAUGGUUCCGUUUCAUCCUAGAUGGAAAAUUAGCUACAAUGUACUCGAGUGGUAGUGCUGAGGGUGGUUCAGACAGUACAGAAAAUCGAGGGGAAUUUUUAGAAAAGCUUCAGCGAGCUCGUUGUCAGGUAAAAUCGGGAAUGCCUAUCCAACCAAUUCUCUCUUCUCCAGGAUCUACUAGACUUGUUGUUGGAAAUUGGUCACUUUCCUGUCGAAGGGAAGGAGAAAUUUGUAUUCAUAACUCAGAUGGUCAACAGCAAGCAACCAUCUUGAAGGAAGACCUUGCAGGUUUUAUUUUUGAGUCAAAUCGUGGAACCAAACACUCUUUCACUGCUGAAACGUCUCUAGGUGCUGAGUUUGCUGCUGGUUGGACAGGCAAGAAAGGGAAACGAUUAAGGUCAAAAAUUGAAGCACUCAAACAGAAGGUGAAAAAUCAGGCAAGAGAAAUUUAUGAUACCCAUUUCAAAUCAGCACAGGCUCAGCCUCGUGGAAUUGUGGCAAAACUAUGUAAUAUAGUCACAUACAUUGAUAAAGCUUGUCAAAAACAGCUUUUGGCUGGAAAUGAGUCAAAUGAAUGGAAACAAAUUCUGCACAAGGCUCUUAAAGAGCUAGCCGAUCUUCUUCAAGAUGACAGAGCUAUAUCUGCAUAUGAACUUCAUAGUAGUGGACUCAUACAGGCACUUUUAAGGCUUCUUGGGAAAAAAACUGAGAGCCAUGAAGGAAUUGUGAAAUCUAAUUAUGCCAAGUACUUAAAAGAAAGAAUAAAUGUUUUUAAAAGUAUUUUUCAUGAUCAACCCGAUGUUGCAGGGAAUACAGCACCUGCUGUAGCUUUAGUAAAAAAAAUGGUAGCUGUGUUAGAAUCAAUUGAAAAAUUGCCCGUGUAUUUAUACGACACUCCAGGAUCAGGAUAUGGCCUUCAGAUUCUCACAAGAAGGCUUAGGUUUCGUUUGGAGCGGGCACCAGGUGAGACAACUCUCAUUGAUAGAACUGGUCGUGGCUUGAAGAUGGAACCAUUGACUACUGUUGGAGAGUUAGAAAAAUACUUAAUCAAAAUGGUUGCUAAACAGUGGUAUGAUUAUGAACGCUCAACAUUCAGUUUUGUCAAAAAACUUAAAGAAGGUGGGUCAAAAUUGACCUUUACUCAUCAAAGAGAUUUUGAUGAAAAUGGCAUUAUCUACUGGAUAGGCACUAAUGGAAGAACUGUUCCAGAAUGGGUGAACCCAGCUCAGGCAGGGUUGGUUGUAGUGACUUCAUCAGAAGGAAGACAUCUACCUUAUGGACGACUUGAAGAUAUAUUGAGUAGGGAUGUUUCUGCUCUGAAUUGUCACACGAAUGAUGACAAGCGUGCAUGGUUUGCUAUUGAUUUGGGAGUAUGGGUUAUACCCAAUUGUUACACACUCAGACAUGCUCGUGGUUAUGGAAGGUCUGCCCUCAGGAACUGGAUGUUUCAGGUUUCCAAGGAUGGAAUGAACUGGACUACACUGUAUACUCAUACUGAUGAUUGUUCUUUGAAUGAACCAGGAUCCACAGCAUCUUGGCCCUUAGAGACUCCACCUGAUGAAAUACAAGGCUGGAGACACAUCAGGCUACAUCAGACGGGAAAAAAUGCUAGUGGACAAACUCAUUAUCUGUCGUUGUCUGGUUUUGAAAUUUAUGGAAUUGUUACUGGUGUAUGCGAUGAUUUAGGAAAAGCAGCUAAAGAAGCUGAAGCUAAUUUGAGACGUCAGCGAAGACUAAUAAGACAACAGCUUAGGAACAUGAUUGUUGGAGCUCGUGUUGUACGAGGCCCUGAUUGGAAGUGGCGGGAUCAAGAUGGUAAUCCUUCUGGUGAAGGAACAAUCACAGGAGAACUUCAUAAUGGUUGGAUAGAUGUCACUUGGGACCAUGGUGGCUCAAACUCUUACCGAAUGGGUGCAGAGGGAAAGUAUGAUUUGAAACUUGGUCCAAGUUAUGAUCCAGAGACUCCUGUGAGUUUGACCACCUCUGUAUCUUCAAUUACUCAAAGGUCCUCUUCAAACAGUGCCAGCAUGUUAUCAUCAGUGCGUGCUGUAAGCUGUAAAGGAGCCAAGACUAUUACAACAGAUUCAGUUUCAGCAAAAGGAAGUGUAGCAGCUAGCGUGUUGACUAGCCGAAAAAGUAGUUCUACGAGUAGUUUACUUGAAGCAACAUCUGAUCGUAGUAAAACCUCUGUAGCCAGCACUGAACAAGCUGCUUCUGCAGAAAACUUGACAGUUAAGCAAGCAGCAGAAGUAAUAGCAGAGAAUAUGCUGACUCGAGCCAGUGCUGAAGCUACUAUAUUUGCUGCAAUUGAACCAUCCAAAAUUGUAUCAUCUGUUUCUGUAACAGCAGCUGAGGCUGUUGUUGUUCAUGCUCGUGAUAUUCCCAGCAUGGGAGUUGGGCUCUCUCCAACUCGGGAAGAGGCUGAAGAUACUUUUGGAUUAGAUGAUGUGGAGCUAGGCCAAGUGAAUGAACUGUCUAAUAGUAAUACAGAAGAAUAUUUGAAAAACAUACACACUAAACGAGGAGCAACUGCUGAAGGGCAAACCCAUAGUGGCAGAAAUAAUGCUAACAAUGCAAUGAGUGUUAGUGUUCCAAACCUUUCAGCUACAACUAAUGCAAAUGACUCAACAGUUGGACUUUUGGAAACAUUUGCUGCAGUUGCUCGACGAAGAGCUAGUGGAAAUGCAAGCAACAUUAGUGCAGGUUCUUCAAUUUUUUCUCGAGGUCCCAAUGUCAGCAGUCUGGUGCGGCUAGCACUCUCUUCAAACUUUCCGGAGGUGCUUGCUGAUUUGUUGGGAGACUUGCCACUAGACACUGAUUCACACCUCAGAAACCAUGCACUUUCAGGAGGGCUACUAAGUACAGCUCAGAGUUUUCCAAGUUUGACAACCACCACUACAGCAUCCACCCUCUCAGGAAGUCAGACUGGAAGUGCCACUUCUGCAGCAACAGGGGCAAACUCCUUUGGCCAGGGGCUAACAAUGAGCCUGACCUCUACUUCCAGUGAAAGUGAACAAGAUUUCUUGGAAAGUUGCCGUGCUACUACGCUACUAGCAGAUCUGGAAGAUGAGGAAGAACUGCCUGAUCCUGAUGAUGAUGAAAAUGAAGAUGAUGAAGAAAAUGAAGAUGACGAUGAUUAUGAAGAUGUUUUGGAGGUUGAAGGUUAUGAGUUCAGGAAUGGAAAAAGAAGAAGUUGGGAUGAUGAAUUUGUUUUAAAACGCCAAUUCUCAGCUUUAAUUCCAGCAUUUGACCCUCGUCCUGGUCGCACAAAUAUUAACCAAACAACUGAUCUUGAAAUUCCCCCACCUGGUGUGGAAGAAAGACGAAAUGAAGACUUGAAAGAAAUGUCGCCACAGCCAUAUUUAACCCUCACGUUAAAAGGUCCUAACCUUCCUGGGAUUCCAGAAAGAGAAGUGGAAUUAGCUAAUCCUGAAUGGACCAUAUUCCGUGCUGUUCAACAUUUAAUGCAGUCAUCUGAGUUUGGAAGCAAGCAGGACAAGAUUCGUCGUGUUUGGGAACCAACAUACAUAAUUGUUUAUCGCCAAGCAACCACUGAUGAAAAUAAAGUUAAUAAGACUAACAUCAAGAAACCAGGUCUGUUGAAUGGACCAGGAGGUAAUGAUCUUUCCAAGAUUCUUCCGUGUGUAGCACUGGAUUCUACUGGAUGUUCUGUGGAUGAAGUUUUGCAGCUCCUGUGGCUGUUUAAUAGUAUGUGUAAAGCAAAGGGACAGAAAAUCACUCAAGGAGCUUUAUCUCGAUCAUUUCUUAAGCUAAUGUGUCAUGGAGAUGGUUCUCCCAAAUUUUUUGAAAGGCAACUUAGGUCCUCCCAAUUGGAAUAUACACUUACUCCAACUGAUGAAGAUAUUUUUGUACAUUGUGAUGAAGAAGUAGUUAAGAAACCUAAGCUCAAAUUUGAAAGAACUGAAAGUAUAACAGGGUCAUGGUUCAAAGGUGUGUUGGAUCAAGAAGACUUACUAGAGGUAAACCCUCACAAAGGCAGGUUUCUACAGCAGCUUACAGAACUGUCAGUUAAAAAACAAAAUGUUUUAUCAGACACGUCUCUUUCAUGGGAGGAACGCACAAACAGACUCAAUCGUUUGACCCUAACAGGACCUGAAAUGGAUCCCAGUUACAGCUUGCCAGUUGAAGAGCUUGGGUUAUCAUUCCAAUACUUCCCUCCAUCCAAAGUUUAUGGAUUUACUGCUGUUGACUUAGUACCUGAUGGUGAACACAAGGAGGUGACCUUAGAAAACAUUGAGGAGUAUGUGGAACUCUUAACAGACUUUUGUCUUCAUACGGGGAUACGCCGUCAAAUGGAAGCUUUCAGAUCCGGAUUCAACAGGGUAUUCCCUAUGGAAAAACUGGGAGCUUUCACUCCUGAGGAGGUAUGUUUAAUGCUGUGUGGGGAGCAGAAUCCAUCAUGGACACGCGAAGAUAUCCUGGCUUACACAGAACCAAAACUCGGUUAUACAAGGGAGAGUCCUGGUUUUCAGCAACUUGUCAAUGUUUUAGUAAAUAUGUCGGGAGAGGAAAGGAAAGCUUUCCUGCAAUUUGCCACGGGGUGUUCCUCCUUGCCUCCUGGUGGUCUUGCAAAUCUCCACCCACGACUGACUGUGGUGCGUAAAGUUGAUGCCUCUGAUGGAAGUUAUCCUUCAGUGAACACAUGUGCCCACUACUUGAAACUUCCCGACUAUUCAUCCGAAGAGAUAAUGCGAGAACGUCUUCUGGCAGCAACUAGAGAAAAGGGUUUUCAUCUUAAUUGAUUAUGUAUAAACCUAUGUAUCUUCAGACAUUCAUAAGUGAUAGUUAUUACCUGUAUGUAAGUCCACACCGUUGACAAAGCUUUUUAUUGCUUACUCUAAAAAGAAGCAUCUGUUUCAUGUUGCAGAAAACUGUAUAAUUGUGUGUUUAUUUAACUGUGCCUAGAAUAGCAAUGUGUGUGUGUGUAAGAAAAUAUUUAAACAAGCUCCAACACAAUCUUGUUUAUUAAUUCUGAUGUUUGUAUGAUUAGUUGUAAGACCUAAGCUUAGGUGACCCAUAACCAAUCAGCUUUCUCUAAAGUGCCUGUGUUAUAAUUGUGUAUAUAAAUAUUGUAGUCUUUUUAAGUUCGUAUUUAGAAUGCUUAAGUUGAAUAACUUGUUUUGAAAAUGAAGUUACAAUGUAAAAAAAAAAAAUUCUUUAUUUCCAUAUCAGAUUUAGGCAAAAUACAUCUUGGAAUGUUAUCAUGUUUUGUACUGAUGUCAACGUUUCAUUAGAACUUCUAAUUAACACCACAAAAGCAAUGUGUAUUGUAAAAAACAGGCAAUAAAAAUGAAAUACCAAACUUUAAGAUCUUUUAUAUCACUUUCUCUUAAAAAAAAUAAUUCAUUAACAAAAUAAGAAGGAUAAGUUUUAGUGUCAAAAACCUAGUAAAUAUCUGUAAGAAUAGUUAGUUUAAUUUGCUAUUAACACUGAUACCUUCAGCUUAUAAUCAGUAAGGUGUUUCUCCAAAAACACCUAUCACAUGAUUCAUAACAAAAUAAGUUUGGAGUUAAAUUUAAAAUUCCCAUGAUUCCAGCCAUCUUAAUCCAUACAUGGUACUGUUUGGACUUGAACUGGGUGGUCCUUCCAUCCCGUAACUCAAAGGACUGAAUAAAUAAAAGCUAAAAAGAAAAAAAAUUAACUUAAAUCAUUCUGUAGCACCAUUAUCUAAAAAUUAUUGCUAAACAACAUUUAUGAGAAUGUCUAUUCUUUACAACUUAUAAGACCUAGUACUUUUAUAUAAAUAUAUGACACUGUAUUAAAUUACUCUGACACACCAUUGUUGUGUAAGUUGACAGUUUACUUCUAGGAGAUUUAGCUUAUGUAUGACUGAAGUGUGCAAAAUAGUGUUUACUUUUGUUGGUUGGUUAAGAUGAAGUAUAUACAUAAAGAUAAUAAGCUGCUAGACACAGAUUGGAGAUUUUAAUGUUGAGGGAUGUUUAUAAGAUGAUCAUGUAUUAACAUUACUCGUGGCUAGGAAAUGUUUUAAAGCAAAUAUCAUGGUAGACAUUGAAAAUGGUUGUUAUAAUGUAAGACAGGUUAACAACACAAAGCAUUUUUAUCAAGAACAAACACUUGUAUAGACUUGUAUUUGCAAGGAAAGGUAGAUUAUUAUUGUAAAUACCUGUAUGCUAAGCCAGCUAAUAUAGUACCGAGCAACCAAUGGUAGAAGGAAGUUCCUAGGGUCCAUGGUAGUGCAUGUGGAAUGACACUCAACAAGUAGUCCAAUAUUACUCCUGUUAAAA
Messenger RNA from Limulus polyphemus (Atlantic horseshoe crab), 8590 nucleotides. It is a transcript of the gene Ufd4, whose product is annotated as E3 ubiquitin-protein ligase HECTD1-like. Gene Ontology annotation, molecular function: protein binding; ubiquitin protein ligase activity; metal ion binding. Gene Ontology annotation, biological process: anatomical structure development; protein K63-linked ubiquitination; proteasome-mediated ubiquitin-dependent protein catabolic process. The transcript has 41 exons. Lineage: Eukaryota; Metazoa; Arthropoda; Merostomata; Xiphosura; Limulidae. Gene Ontology annotation, cellular component: nuclear speck. The record is from RefSeq and is a predicted model, not a curated record.